AUGAAGUUUCAAUAUUCAGCGACUUUGCUAUACCUUUCGCUGGCGACAGCAGGCCUCGCGACUGCUCAAACCCUGCAAUGUCCACAGAACAUCCAGGGACAAGCAUCACAGAUGAUUAUGAGCAAUAUUGUAAGAAGCCAAGGUGCGGCAGCGAGUUCCUCAGGUACUGGACUCAUCGAACUCGGCAUCUUCUACCAAGCUCUGCGACAGGCUAUCGCAGCAACCAACGACACGACGAACAAGCAAGAAUGGACAGCCUACUUGCACAACAGCACCGCCAGUGCGGUUCCAUUGUUCACCAAUGCCAACUCUUCUGCGCAAUUGCCCCUUGAUCGCUUUUCCAUUGGUACGGAAAUGAUCCGUCAGUCGCAGGAGAUGAGUGGAGAAAACCUCGAGACCGCCAUCAGAACACUCAAGGAUUCGUUGCACCAACAACCACGAAAUGCCGAUGGAGGACUUUGGUACUACAACAACCCCAAGAACCUGACUGCAUAUCAAAACCUGUCAUAUGCCGAUGGCAUGUACUCAUACCCGACUUUCGCUAUCCUGAGUGCAGGAAAUGGAACCCAACAAUCAGACGUCUUCGGUCCUGCUGCCGUCCUGAAACAACUCGAGAUUCUGGAAGCCAUCUGCAACGAUGGAACCAGUCUCCUUGUACAUGGAUACGAUGCCUUAAAAGCACAUGCCUGGGCGAAUCCAGAGACCGGUGCUAGUCCGUCUGUAUGGGGUCGCUCAUUGGCAUGGUAUACCCUUGGUGUAGUUGAAGCCCUCGAUACACUGCAAUCAAUGCCUCAAGUUUUCAACACAUUGGCCGACAGGAUCGCAUACACCGACAUGCGGCUCCUCUUCGAGUCCCUGAUCAGGGCGCAGAUCGUCGCUCUCGAACGUGCGACGGCAAUCAAUGGCAACUAUGGCGCCUGGCAAGUCGUCGAUCUACCGGGCGCAUCCAUUGAGAACACGCAAAAUUUCAUCGAGACAAGCGCAAGUCUGAUGACAGCCUACUCUCUUCUCAAAUCUGUUCGCCUGGAACUCAUCACAUCUGCGCACCUGCGUAACAGAGCCAUCAGAGCAGGUCUGGGACUAUGGGAGAAUAUUCUCCGCACACAAGUCACAAGGACCCCAAAUGGAACUCUGAACCUUGGUGGUACCAGUUCGAUAGCGACUCUGAGUGUGCAGAAUGUGAACGCUCAGGUAAAGACGCAUCCAAGACGCGACCCAGAGCAUAAUGUAUUUGCUAACGAAUGUUUUUGCAGUGCNUACUUCUCCAGACCGACGGUGAAUAACAGUUUGAUUGGAACGAGUGCUUUCGUACUGGCUAGUCUAGAAGUCGAGAGGCUGUGUGCUUGA
Messenger RNA from Aureobasidium musti, 1347 nucleotides. NCBI's taxonomy places the organism in Eukaryota, Fungi, Ascomycota, Dothideomycetes, Dothideales, Saccotheciaceae. The record is from the annotation of a GenBank genome assembly.